CGGCGACCCGGAGGCAGCUCUGUUAGAGCGGCGGCGGGACGGAGGCUGGGCUGGGGAGCUGGUGUUGGAGCGGACCUCAGCGCCGACGCCGGGACUCUGCUCACCCCGACACUGAUCUCUGCCUGGCAGAUUGACCAAAGGCAAGAAGGACCAAUCUUGACUCUGUUCUGAUUGCUGGCUUUCACGGACGUCUGUGAUAGACUGGAGGCCCAAGCUCGUGGUGCUGCUGCCCUGCUCUCCCCAGACAUCUUUCUGGGGUCUACUUGAGGUCAGCAGGGUGAAGAUGAGCAGCCUUCUCUUAGCAUGACGACCUUGGACCAUGUCGUUGCUACCCACCAGUCGGAGUGGGUCUCCUUCAGUGAAGAGCCCCUGUUCCCUGUACCUUCAGAGGGGGCCACAGAAGAACACUUCCCAGGAUCAUCAUCUUCCUCAGACCCGUCUGAGAGCUCCUCCGGGGAGAAUCCUGCCGUGGAUGGAGGCUGCCAGGACCUUUCCCACUCUGAGCAGGAUGACUCCUCUGAGAAGAUGGGCCUCAUCUCUGAAGCGACCACCCCUCCCGGGAGCCCAGUGCAGCCCACGCCUGACUUGGCCUCGGCCAUCAGCAACUGGGUCCAGUUUGAAGAUGAUACGCCUUGGAGCAGCACCUCAACACCUCACAAGGAAACCGCCCUCACAUUGACCAUGCCUUGCUGGACCUGCCCCUCCUUCGACUCUUUAAGAAGGUGCCCUCUAACCUCCGAGAGCAGCUGGACAACCCAUUCCGAGGAUACCAGCAGUCCUAGUGUUGCUCCUUCAUACACGGACCUGCAGCUCCUCAGUGCUGAGGAGCAGGCAAGUGGCCGGGCUUCCAGGACCGACUCCACGGACAAUUCCUCCUCCCUCCAGGAAGAUGAAGAAGUAGAGAUGGAAGCUAUCAGCUGGCAGGCCGGCAGUCCAGCCAUGAAUGGGCACCCUGCCGUCCCACCAGUGACCACUGCCCGUUUCCCCAGCUGGGUCACUUUUGAUGACAAUGAAGUCAGCUGCCCUUUGCCACCGGCCACCUCUCCUGCAAAACCAAAUACACCAUCGGUUGCAACUCCCACCCCAGAUGCAUCUUACAACCCAACUGGGUCAUUUAAGAGGGACCGUCCCAAGAGCACACUGAUGAACUUCUCCAAAGUUCAGAAGCUGGACAUUUCUUCCUUAAACCGUCCGCCUUCCGUAAUCGAGGCACCUCCCUGGAGGGCCACCAAUCCUUUUCUGAAUGAGACGCUGCAGGAUGUACAGCCCUCCCCUAUCAACCCGUUUAGUGCUUUCUUUGAAGAGCAAGAGCGGCGCUCCCAACGCAGUUCUGUUUCCACGGGCAAAAGCCAAAGAGAUUCUCUCAUUGUCAUCUACCAGGAAACCAUCAGUUUUGACGAUUCGGGCAAAAGCCAGUCCCACCCCGAUGCUAUUGAAAAGCUCAAACAGCUCCAAAUUGAUGACCCCGAUCAGGUCGGCCCUGCUGCCUUGCCUGAUGACGACCCCAUAGCCUGGGUUGAACUAGAUGCUCACUCACCUGCCUCAGCUCUGUCUCAACCCAGGGAUGGAUGGCCGAUGAUGCUACGAAUCCCCGAGAAGAAAAACAUCAUGUCCUCUAGGCACUGGGGACCAAUCUACAUCAAACUGACAGACAGCGGCUACCUGCAGCUGUAUUACGAGCAGGGCCUGGAAAAACCAUUCCGUGAAUUCAAGCUGGAGAUCUGCCAUGAGGUUUCCGAACCCCGGCUCCAAAACUAUGAUGAGAACGGGAGGAUCCACAGCUUGAGGAUAGACCGCGUCACUUACAAAGAGAAGAAGAAAUACCAGCCCAAACCGGCUGUGGCCCACACAGCCGAGAGGGAGCAGGUGAUUAAACUGGGUACCACCAAUUAUGAUGAUUUCCUGAGCUUCAUCCAUGCGGUUCAGGACUGUCUCAUGGAUUUACCGGUGCUCUCCAUGGACUUGAGCACGGUUGGCUUAAACUACCUCGAAGAGGAGAUUACUGUGGAUGUGAGAGACGAAUUCUCUGGCACCGUAAGCAAGGGAGAAAACCAGAUCCUCCAGCACCGUGUCUUGACCCGGAUCCACGUCCUGAGUUUCCUGUCUGGGCUCGCUGAGUGCCGCCUGGGCCUCAAUGACAUCCUUAUCAAAGGAAACGAAAUCGUUUCCCGUCAGGACAUCAUGCCCACCACCACCACAAAGUGGAUCAAGCUCCACGAGUGCCGGUUCCACGGGUGUGUGGAUGAGGACGUGUUUACCAGUUCCCGGGUUAUUCUUUUCAACCCUUUGGAUGCGUGCCGGUUUGAGCUAAUGAGGUUUAGGACAGUAUUUGCCGAGAAGACCUUGCCCUUCACGCUCAGGACGGCAGCGAGCAUCAACGGGGCAGAGGUAGAGGUGCAGAGCUGGCUGAGGAUGUCGCCUGGCUUCUCAUCCAACCGUGACCCCCUCACUCAGGUUCCCUGUGAGAACGUGAUGGUUCGCUACCCAGUGCCCAGCGAAUGGGUGAAAAACUUCCGCAGGGAAAGUGUUCUAGGGGAAAAGUCUUUGAAAGCCAAAGUGAACCGGGGGGCAAGUUUUGGCUCGGCUGGUGUCUCUGGCUCUGAGCCUGUCAUGAGAGUAACUCUGGGAACUGCCAAGUAUGAGCACGCCUUCAAUGCCAUUGUGUGGAGGAUAAACCGGCUGCCAGAUAAGAACUCAGCUUCUGGUCACCCACACUGUUUCUUUUGCCACCUCGAACUUGGCUCUGACCGGGAAGUGCCUUCCAGAUUUGCCAAUUAUGUAAAUGUCGACUUCAGCAUGCCCACGACUUCUGCCUCCAAAGCAGCUGUGAGGUCCAUCUCUGUGGAAGACAAGCCUGGUGUCAGGAAGUGGGUCAAUUACUCUGCCCACUACAGCUACAAGGUGGAAAUUGAACAAAAAAAGAGUUUGAAGCCAGACUUUGAGGGAGAGGAGUUGGACAACCCGAAGGAAUGUGGGGUACAGUGACAGAGGCCUACUGUGUAAGGACCUGAGGAAUGCUGACUCCCGAGCGGUGUCUUCCUGAAUAUGUUAAGUCAACACCUGCUGUGGCUGCUUCCUGUGUGCAGUCACCUGUGUGUGACAGGAAAUCCUGAGAGGGGGUCACUUUCAAUAGUCUCCUUGACGCUGAGGAUGCCUGAAGCACGGGGUGCACCCGGCUUUUGGAGUGUAUUGUAUAUUGAGCCUCCUUGUCUCUUUUCUGCUUAUAUCAUGACACUGGGGUGUGGUUUAUGGUGACGAUUAGAGACCUGAAGAGAACGUCCAACGUCAGUCUUGGCACAGUUUGCUCCUGGUAUCCAUCUGUCCCUUGUAGGUUUCUGGAAAAAGCAGUCUGGAAAGUUAAAUCAAGAAUCCAUCUCCAGGGGUCCCUCUAUAAAAAAGUGAGAAGACUUUCAAAACCAUUUCUCCUUUGGGUCUACUAGGCCUUUUCUAGAAAUCUCCAUUCUUUAAAUGCUGAUUUUACUCCACAGAAGUUUUCCAGAUGUUUCCUUUCUAUUCUGGAUUGUUCAAGAUCAAAAUGUUUUUUUUUUUUCAACUCCUACUUUCCCAUUUGCUAUCCUGAGUCAUGAUACUCAGUGGGAGAGGUCAAUCAGAUUUUUUUUUUUUUUCAAAUUCAGGGGUUGGAGCUUAAUUCUACAAAUGGCCUGGAUUGUAUCCACGGUCUGUUGAAAAGAACGGAAAGCUGAACUAUUUUUUCUCCACUUGAAGGAAAGGGGACAUUAUGUGUAAUUAUAUUCAGUUCAAAGACAGGUUCAGUCAUAAUGAAUUGUCAGGGUCUCACCGAUCACCUCUAAUUCCUGAAAUACAGGCAUGGCUAUGGGAGAGGCCUGUGAGAAAGACACUUGGGAGUUCUUUUUAUACCUCGUAGGCAGUGACUGUUACAUGUCCCUUUAACUCGAAAUUUAGAGAAAACUUAAAGAGUAAAAGCUCAAUUGGAAUGAGCUUUGCCUCAAAGAACAAGGUUGGUGGUCAGCGUUCUGAAAGUACCAAGAGGCAGAAGCCUCCGGGGUGGGGCUGGAGAAAGCCGGAUUCCUGGUGUUGUGAACAUGAAAACCUGUUUCUGAGAACCAGAACUUCCCUUUCUGUCCCAUGUUCCCAGCCCACCCACUGUUCCCUGUCCCUGCUUUUUUGUACCUUGGUGUUUUCUCUCCUGAAGGAUAAAGUGAGGAGACAGAAUGCAUAUUUUAUCAGGCUGGGGACAUAUAAGGAAAUAUAAAAUACCUGCAGUUUGGGACUGACUGAUUCAAGAUUUAUAUAUUGAGCUCAUAUUCAGUGAGGUCGAUCUAUGUACUGGCCUUAGACAUUAGAAAUCAUUGCAGUGUUUUAAACUGUGUUGUUUUGUUUUGUUUUCAAGACAGGGUUUCUCUGUGUAGCCUUGGCUGUCCUAGAAUUCUCUCUGUAGACCAGAUUGGCUUUGAACUCAGAGAUUCAUCUGCCUGUCUCCAGAGUGCAGGGAUUAAAGGCGUGUGCCACCACCUUCCCCAGCUUGAACUAUGUUUUUAACUAUCUAAGCAUUAGAUUGAAAUGAAAAGGACAAGCUGCAUAAGCAUAAACCUGUAUUUUGAGUUUUUAAAAUGCCACCCUUUCAGUUAGAAGUGUGUGUGUGUUCGUAGAACCCAGGAGGCUGGGUUUUAUAGCAGUUCAUAUAGAAAUGUUUUCUUAAGGAAAUGAGAGGUUGGUUUUGAACCAGCUAUUCACAAAGCUAAUGCAUGCCAUCUGUGAUGGUAGGGGUUUAAACAACUCUGCAUGGUGCAUUCGCCCACACAUGCCUGAAUGGAUGCAUUAAUAGGUUGAAUGUGUCCACAGGCAGGUAAGCAAAGUUGUGAAGAUGGUGACUCUAUAAGGACCGGGGGAGGGGGUGGGAGUGUCCUCAGGAACAGAGGGUAUAGCUGCGAACGGAGGACAGUUUGGAAAUGAUGUAACGGCUGCCACAAAGUUUCAACUAAACUAUAAAAAGGAAGAGGAGUUAGAUUUGCUUUGCAUAGCUUCAGAGGCAAACAGAAUAGAAACCGGAGAGAACUUUACAGAUGACAGAUGUUUGCUCAAGAUAAGCAUCUUCUAGUAAGGAGUGCUCUAAAGAAGAAAAAGAUGUCCUGCUGUAGCAGAUGCCCAUGGGUUAACUGAGCCACGCCUAUCCCAGGUGCUGUGAAUGGGACUGUCAUGUUGGUUUGGGGCAGGAUGACAGGAAAGCUCUUUUCCAAAUAGUCUCGAUAGGAAUGAGACGCUCCAGCUGGAGACAGCCUUUCUCUGUUUUCGUCCUGUGGGAGGACAGUGGGAUCCUCAAAAAGAACUUGGUCAAAGAAUCCCAUGUCAUUUCUGCUGUUAAGCCAAAGGCCUUCAAGAGUUCUCAGAUACCCAAGUGCUUGAAGCAUGGGCAAGAAGGUCAUCCCUAGCCCGGCGCUGUCAAGGGCCCUGUCUCUGAGGUAGCAUAGAGUGCACAGUACCUGUGCUGUCUAAUCUCCUACCCCCUCGGUUAAUUCUUCUUGCUUUGGUGCUUCUCCUGGACUGUUUAGAAUUUCGUUGUUUCACCAUUAAUCAAACAUUGGUUGAAAAAAAAAAUAUUCCCGGGGCUGGAAAGAUGGCUCAGAGGUUAAGAGCAUUGCCUGCUCUUCCAAAGGUCCUGAGUUCAAUUCCCAGCAACCACAUGGUGGCUCA
This is a messenger RNA of Microtus oregoni (creeping vole), 5673 nucleotides long. It is a transcript of the gene Ston2, whose product is annotated as stonin 2. The coding region runs from base 304 to 2985 and encodes 893 amino acids. Gene Ontology annotation, cellular component: AP-2 adaptor complex; synaptic vesicle. Gene Ontology annotation, biological process: clathrin-dependent endocytosis; synaptic vesicle endocytosis; regulation of endocytosis. Lineage: Eukaryota; Metazoa; Chordata; Mammalia; Rodentia; Cricetidae. The record is from RefSeq and is a predicted model, not a curated record. The transcript is spliced from 7 exons. Gene Ontology annotation, molecular function: clathrin-cargo adaptor activity.